AGCCUGCUCUGGAUAGCCUGUGGAAGCACGUGCUGUCUUAGCAAUGGCGACCUUGCGGCUGUUCCGCACCUUCAUCGAUGCAGAAGAGGGAGUGAACGACUCGACCUGUCGGGCCAGGAGCUUACCAGCGGAAGCACGUGCGGCCGCAACAUGCGAGGUUGAGGAGUCUGAGUACGUGGCGAGUUUGCGACGCGAGGUCGAAGUCGAUGGCCAACUUCACUUACCAGCGGCAACGAUCCAAGCAGAGGUUCCAGAGGAGCAACUGACCGUGGGCAGCAUAGGCCAUCCUGUCCUUUGCCGGCGCGCUUGCGUUUGGUUUGCCAAGGGGAUGUGCAGUCACAGUGCCAAUUGUUCCUAUUGUCACCUGCCUCACCAUGCGAAUAUCACCUUCGACAAGCGCCAGUGGCAGCAGUUGCAACAGAUGGAUCUCGCUUCCCUCUUGGCCAUCCUGCUGCCGUCGCUCCGCGCCACCUUGGCAGCGGCUGACUUGCCGAGGGAACCCGCAGCACAGUUGUUGGCCACAGUGGAAGCGCAGGCUGCACCCACUGCACUGCAGCACGACCGCAUGCUUCAGCGAACCGUUCGGAGGAUGUCAUUGUCAGCGAUGGUGUUUUGCGAACUCCUCCAAGAACAUGUCGACCAUCUUCGUCAUGAGAUGACCCUCCCAUAGGUGUCGCUGUUCCAGGUGUCAACCACCUCCCUAAAGGAUGUGGACGGGCUGAGACCAUUGAAAGGCUCGACCAGAUCCUUUGACAUGCAAGAGUUUAAUGGGUCCACCAGCUCCUUAGAUGGACUUGAACUCCGUGUUUGUGAUUCGGCUCUGAAACUCGGCGCUGCCAUGACUGUCAUGGUGCCAACGUUUUUGAGCAGCCUGGCGGUGGGAGAGGUGUCAGCGCAUUUAAUGGGCUGCAGUUCACUCCACUAGCCGGGCGCCAAUACAGUCAAUGAACAUUCAGGUGAAAUAUUGCCUGAGAGGCUUAGGACAAGCCUGUGUCCAUGAUUGCUGGAGAAAUGCUUUCACUUCCUUUUUGAAGGCUGCAUGAUGUUGUACAAGGUUGCAGGUCGCCCACGUGUUCACGGCAUGGGUUUGUGGAAGCCCUUUAAAUUCGGAGUUUGCCGCGGACAAAAACUCUUUAAAGCUGUUGCACAGAUCAGAC
Durusdinium trenchii is the source of this 1157-nucleotide messenger RNA. NCBI's taxonomy places the organism in Eukaryota, Dinophyceae, Suessiales, Symbiodiniaceae. The record is from the annotation of a GenBank genome assembly.